Messenger RNA from Eucalyptus grandis, 982 nucleotides. RefSeq lists its product as uncharacterized. Lineage: Eukaryota; Viridiplantae; Streptophyta; Magnoliopsida; Myrtales; Myrtaceae. The transcript is spliced from 2 exons. The record is from RefSeq and is a predicted model, not a curated record. The coding region runs from base 118 to 702 and encodes 194 amino acids.
UCCACCAUUAAUAGGCAAAGAAACAAUCCCAUUCUCUCCAUUUCUCUCACACAUCCUUCCUCCUAUCCACCCUCAUUACCCAUCCGAGACCACCUCGAGAAAGAAAAUCACAAUCCAAUGGCAUGCAUAGACACGUACAAUUCCGACCAGCCUCAGUACAAGGGCGUACCGAUGAGCCCGAGGAUCUCCUUCUCCAACGACUUCGUCGACCCGAACUAUUCGACGAAGCAAGAUGCAACGAGGGGUCCCAGAUCAGAAGCUGCAGCAGCCGCAUCCGCAGACUUUGAGUUCUUCUCACAGUCGUCGUCAUCGUCGGUUGCGAGCUUCUCCAUGAUGAGCGCGGACGAGCUCUUCUUCAAGGGAAGGCUGUUGCCUCUUAAGGACGCGAUAUUCCCAAAGAUGACUCUGAGAGAUGAGCUUCUGAUGAAUGAGGAUGAAGAUGAUGAUGGCGUGUUUGUGAAACCCCCAAAGGGGGCAAGCGCUAGGUGGAGGGGGAUCCUGGGCCUGAAGAAGACGAGCCACACUGCGUCCAAGAGAUCAGUCGAGACGAUCGGCGAUGAGAAAUUUGUUGAGUUUGAAUUCAACAGUGACAAGUGUGAUCUGGCCUCAGAUGAUCAGAAGAUUAUCACUCCUGGCAAGGCAUCACCGGGAGCGAUGAAUCAUGGAGGCUCGGGCCGCAGAGACACUAAGAUGGUAUUAUAGGAGAUUCAGCUGGUGUGGUUGGGUUGCCUUGUGUUUCGGUGGUGUGAUUCACUGCUCGUUCUGAAGUUAGUGUAAGUCACGUUUGGACAAGAUUGGAGAUGUCAAUGUUUGGAUCAUCCCUGUCGCAUUAGCACUUUGAGGGGGUCUUUUCUUUUCUUUCUUUUUUCUCCUUUUGUAUGGGGGGCUUUUAAUUUUUCCUCUUCGAAUUGAGUGGAGAUGUGCCAAUGUAAAUUAUCUCUUUAUUUUGUCAAUGAAUGUGCAAAUCUGAUUACCGUGAAAA